Hyposmocoma kahamanoa is the source of this 735-nucleotide messenger RNA. Its product is annotated as alpha-(1,3)-fucosyltransferase C-like. Gene Ontology annotation, molecular function: alpha-(1->3)-fucosyltransferase activity. The record is from RefSeq and is a predicted model, not a curated record. The transcript has a single exon. NCBI's taxonomy places the organism in Eukaryota, Metazoa, Arthropoda, Insecta, Lepidoptera, Cosmopterigidae. Bases 1 to 735 code for a protein of 244 amino acids. Gene Ontology annotation, cellular component: membrane.
AUGAUAGAACCAUUUAAAUUCGUGGAACGGGAGCAAAAUGCUUUUGUUAACAGGCAAUGCACCUUCCGAAAUUGUUUCAUAACGGAAAAUCCAAACUACUUCAAUGACAUCUUGGCGUUCGAUAUCAUAAUGUUUGAUAGCUUGACGUUGGACGAAGACACAGAGUUACCUUCUGAACGAUCGCCAUAUCAAAAGUAUGUUUUUUCAGCAUGGGAACCAGCUGCUUUUCAUUUGCUUCACGAACGAUAUAAUGGAUAUUUUAAUUUAACUUGGACUUAUAAACUCGACUCAGAUAUUCCGUUACCAUACGUGAUAAUAAAAGACCAAUUUAAUGAAGUAAUAGGGCCCAAAAUGGAUAUGCACUGGUUAGAUUUAUCGCAGAUGAAUGAAACAAGUACGUACAUUAGAAAUAAACUGCAGAAGAAACAUAUUGCUGCAGCAUGUUUUGUGUCCAAUUGUGAACCAACUGAUCGUAUGGACUUCAUCUACGAAUUAAAAAAAGAAUUAAACAAAUAUGGACAUCGUUUAGAUGUGUAUGGAGUUUGCGGUGAUCUCUAUUGUCCAGGCCGUUACAAAGAAAUGGAAGAAUGUUUUGCUCGGAUAGAGUCAGAUUAUUACUUUUAUUUAGCGUUUGAAAAUUCGUUUUGUGCAGACUAUGUCUCUGAAAAAUUGUUGCAUGCCUUAGAGCACUUUGCGGUGCCUGUUGUUCUUGGAGGCGCAAACUACAGCAGGUAA